Drosophila serrata is the source of this 1620-nucleotide messenger RNA. RefSeq names its product prolyl 4-hydroxylase subunit alpha-2. NCBI's taxonomy places the organism in Eukaryota, Metazoa, Arthropoda, Insecta, Diptera, Drosophilidae. Gene Ontology annotation, molecular function: L-ascorbic acid binding; procollagen-proline 4-dioxygenase activity; iron ion binding. The record is from RefSeq and is a predicted model, not a curated record. Gene Ontology annotation, cellular component: endoplasmic reticulum. Gene Ontology annotation, biological process: peptidyl-proline hydroxylation to 4-hydroxy-L-proline.
AUGUGGAAACAUAUUCUAGUCCUGGGACUGGUGUCCUGUCUUGGUCGGGACUCUUUGGCCUCGGAUUACUUUUCCUCCAUCACGGGACUGGAGCAACUAUUGAACACAGAGGAGUAUCUCAUCAAGGAACUGAGGUCCAUGGUUAAUGGAGUCAGGACAUCAUUGCAGCAGUUGGAAGGUGAGUUGUCCUCCAUCGAACAGGAGCACUCCCUGGCAGCAUCCGAUACGGAGAAUUACCUGACCAAUCCGGUGAAUGUUUACCGGCUGAUGAAGCGCCUUCACACGGACUGGUUCCUUACCGAAGGACGAGUUCAACAGAUUUCCGAGGAUCUGGCCUUCAAUGCCACCAAAGGAUAUGGCUUGAGCUUUCCCAGCCAGGAGGAUGUGGAGGGCGCUGCCCUGGCUUUGGUUCGCCUGCAGAGCACCUACAAGCUGGAUGUGGCCCAGGUGGCCGCUGGCAUUCUGAAUGGCGUCAAAUAUGGCUCGGACAUGAGUUGGCAGGAUUGCUUCGAGCUGGGUCAACAACUCUUUGAAAUGGAGGACUACAACAACACCAGGAUAUGGCUGAGGGAAUCCAUGGACCGACUGCGACGACAUAGUAGCUCCGCCCCACACAGUCACACCCCCGCCGGACCGGAUACGGAGACCCUCAAUAAAAUGGAGGCGACAGCCAAGAGUUUGUUCCAACUGGGUGACUUUGAUACGGCCUACGAGCUCAGCCAACGAGUGCUCCAAUUCGAUCCCAAACGGAUCCGGAACUGGCACCUGGGCGACAAGGGAGCAGCACCACCCACGGAGGACUCCGAGGAGGCACUCCUGCCCAAGCACUCGGACUCUUAUAGUCUGACCCACGAGUUUGCUCACUACGAGAAGGUGUGCCGAGGCGAGGUUAAUCCCAGUCCUCGCCAGGAGCGCAGUUUGCGAUGUAGGUUAAGCCAAGGACACCAUCCUUUCCGACUGCUGGCUCCGCUGAAGCUGGAAGAGCACAGCCUGGAUCCCUAUGUGGUUACCUUUCACGACAUGCUGAGUCCUCAGAAGAUCGCUGGACUACGAGAAAUGGCCGUGCCCAGAAUGCGUAGAUCCACCGUAAAUCCCCUGCCCGGAGGACAGAAUAAAAAAUCCUCAUUCCGGGUGAGCAAGAACGCCUGGCUGGAGUACGAGUCCCAUGAAACCAUGGUUGGAAUGCUCAGAGAUCUUAGAGAAGCCACUGGAUUGGAUACCACCUUCUGUGAGCAACUCCAAGUGGCCAACUACGGUGUGGGUGGUCACUAUGAGCCACACUGGGACUUCUUUAGGGACCCCGAUCAUUAUCCUGCGGAGGAGGGCAACCGCAUCGCCACAGCCAUAUUUUAUCUCUCUGAGGUGGAGCAGGGCGGGGCCACUGCCUUUCCCUUCCUGAACUUUGCCGUGAAGCCUCAGCUGGGUAAUGUCCUUUUUUGGUACAAUCUACACAGGUCCUUGGACAUGGACUAUCGCACCAAACAUGCCGGUUGUCCGGUGCUCAAAGGAAGCAAGUGGAUUGGCAACGUUUGGAUUCACGAGGUGACGCAGACCUUUGCAAGACCCUGCGACGUUUUCCGGGAUCAUGAGGUCUCGCUGGAAUACGAAAUAAUUAAAUAA